This is a messenger RNA of Porites evermanni, 10940 nucleotides long. Lineage: Eukaryota; Metazoa; Cnidaria; Anthozoa; Scleractinia; Poritidae. The record is from the annotation of a GenBank genome assembly.
ACUAAGCUCAAAUACUUGAUGUUUUCAGCUUGAUUUUGUUUUGUGAGAAAAACAAUUUAUCGGAUUUUUGACCUUUUUAGAGAACGGCAGAGAUAUUUUAGGGCAGAGGAACCGUUAAUGGUAGGUUAAUUUGAUAUUAUACCAUCGUGGUGUCUUAUAUUUGUAAUCAAAGAAAAUUCAGCAAGAAAUUUUGUCGUGAAAUCGAUGUUGUAUGCUCUGUGCUUAAACCAGGACUCAGAUCUAGAGUAUUAUGAUUCGCAUUGUUUUGAUUCGUUUUGAUGUCUUGUUUCUUUUGAUUCUGUGCAAAGGUAGACUUGAAGACUUAAAGAUUAGUCGCCAAUACUGUCUCCGAGUACAUCUUCGUUUAAUACUAAUUUGUUUUUAGCUUGUCGUGGUGUCGGUUUGUUUCAGCCCAAGUUUCAGCCGGCUUACCAAAUACAUUUUACAGUCCAGAAGCUUAAUUCAAAAGUUGUAUUUACUACGCUAAUAGAUUUCAGUCAUAAAUUUGAGGACUGCAUUUUAUAUGAAUAGUGUUCUUUUGGAAGUAACAGACUGGUAUUUAGAAUUCCAAUUCCCAAAUGAUGAUUUUAUUUUUUAUAGGUAACAUCGCGUGAUCACUCAACAGUAUACGAAGAGUAUUCUUCCCCGUGUUUUUCGUUCAUUGUGGUGCACAACAGAUCAUCAUGUAUAAAUCCACGAGAAGCGAACAUAGUUCACCUCUGUGGAGCAACAUAUCUAAUCUAAAAAGUCUCAAGAGAUUUAUCAGCUUCACAGUCUUCCCAGAAGAUGCUUGAUCAUGGUACUAUCUUUCUCUGUCCAUAAGGAUCUACUUACUGCAACAUUUUACAGAGCACUUAAUUUAGUUUACAGUUAAAAUGGGGGCAAACGCAUCUUCUGCAGAGAACUCACCUGAUUCAACAUUAGUAAGAGUACCAAGAUAUACUCUAGAAGAAAAGAGAAAGAAACAAUCAAAGCUAAACACUCUUAAAAAGAAGCUGAGUAGGAACAAAGGGGCUUUUAAAAUCCACGAUCAUGGAAAAAUGUUGAGAGAUUUAACACAGACAUGGACAACGCAGGAGAUAAAUGCUUUAGUAGAGGAAUAUGAAGCUAUGAUGAAUGUCAAAGAAUUAACAAAUCAGACCAGCCUUGUACGGCAGUCUGCACCAAGUCUCAAGAAAGAUCUCUUGAGGUUGUAUGAAGAGGGGAUUUGUGCUGAUGCUACUUUAGUUUUUGAGAACACUAGUUUCCAUGUGCACAGGGCUGUGCUGUCUUCGCGAUGCCCUUAUUUCAAGGAACUGUUCUUGCAGCACCCUGAAGAAAAUCCUGUGAUUCAUAUGGAGUUUAAAACAGAGGGAAUGACAAAGGACAUUUUUUCAUCACUACUUUCCUAUCUGUAUACUGGAGAUUUCACACCAAGGAAGUCAGGACUAGAGUACAUAGAUGUAUUGAUAAAUCUUGGGGAGGAAUUUGGAACACCCAAUGUUUUGGAGCAGGACUUCAAACAGCUUUUUCACAGCUGUGAAUUCGCUGAUGUGGCACUUGUUUUUCCAGCACAAGGCCCUUCGGAUACUUUUCAAUCAAAUGAUGGUAACUCAAUCUCGGAUCAAACCUAUGAAAUUCUGUGCCACAAAGCUAUUCUUUGUACAAGAUCGCCUUAUUUCAGGUCUUUGUUUCUUAAGAAUAAGCUAAAUUUCUCUGAACAUAAAGCAACAAAUUCAAGUGUACUCAGACUAGUCCUUGAUGAAUCAGUUAUGACACGACAAUACACACGAAUAGUUUUACAGUGCAUGUAUACAGACUCUGUGGAUUUGUCUGCUGUUGUAAAGUGGAGCUCUGAGGAUAGAAGAUAUCAUGCCCCUGGAACUCAUAAAUUGUUGACGGCAGCAGAAAUUGCUAUGGAAGUGUUUGAAGUAGCAAGUUUUAUUGAUUUACCUGUGCUCAUUCAGGGUAAGGGAGCAAACCUUAUUUAAAUGCCCUGACAUUCGGUUAGGAUUUAAUUAAGCCUUACUCCUUCUCUUGGUACAGUGUACUUGGUGAUUCUUUAGUGAACAUGUAGCCAUUAAUACAGAUGUUUAUACGGGAUAAGAUAAGCUGCGGCUUACUCUGGCCGUGGCUUACAUAAGAUGCAAACACCCCAUAUAAAUGCUACUAAAUUGAUGUUCAUGGCUCAUUCAACCCACAGCUAACUAAAGCCGCAGGUUGUCCUGACCGAGGGGUUUUGGGCUGUGCUUAUCCAAUCCAUGGCUUACCUUAGACGUGAAGGUGUUUGUAUAAAUUGACUAAAACAUUGUCCGCAGCUUGUUGAAGCCAUGAACAACUGCUCUGCAUGUGCUGUUUGUUAUUGUUGCCCAGACCUCCUUUUGCAUUAGCCUCCAAUCCAUUUGUUGAUUAAAAAACGGUGAGCAUGCAUGACUUUAGCUAGCAGUUUAUUAGCCAAAAAAUUGCUUUGAAAUCCUACUGGCUUGAUUACUUGCAAACCUUUUGUCGAGCUUCAUGACUUCCUUUGAUAAAUGAUUGUUUUGGAGCCUAACGCCAAUCUUAACUUAAAUUUUUAUUCAAAGAAAAUAAAUAUAGACAAUUAAGCAUAUUUUUUUUACAAGGUCAAUCGUUUUGCUUUUAUGCUCACUCAAAACAUAUGAGUAAAGAUGUAUAAAUUACCCGAAAACUAGAAACCAAUACUAAUUAAUUAUGUCAUCUUGUAGCUGUUGGCCUCAAACUAAGCUGCGAACCAUUUAUACUAGCAUUUUACAUCCUAUGUAAACCGUACUCAUAUAAAUAGUUUUAGUUCUAGCUUGAUCUUUUCACGUCGUAAGAAAACUAUGGCUUAUUUUCUCUUGGAGUAUAAAUGGCCCUUUUCUUUUCCGAAGGGUGUGAAGAUAUCAUUCUUGAAGAACUCUCCCCCUCUACUCUUCUUCCCACCUUGGAAUGGAGCUCCCUCCCGCAUGGAUCAGACUGGGUCUACAGACAAGCGAUGCAGUUUCUACAGGAUGAAUUUGUGAACAUUGCGCAGUCAGAUGCAUUCUCCCUGAUGCCUAGGAAAUAUUUGGUGGAAGCAUUAAAAUCUGAUUUUCUACAGGUAUCACUGAACUUUUUUAUUUACAUGUACAGAGAUUUAACUGGCUUUGCCACUCAAAAGUAAGGAACCAGACAUAAACUCAUUUCUGAAGUCUAUAUUGAAUUUUUAAGAAUCACGUAAAUGAGAAUGCAAUUUUAAAUCUCAGGAUAAUUCAAUGCAGACAGACAGACAGCAAAUUCUUGUAAUAUCUAUAAGUUGUGAUGGUACAUGUAACAUACAUGUACAGGUACUUUUGAGUACUGUAUUGACUUAAAAGAGUGCUACAGUGAUUAUACACUGUAAAAUCAAUGUUUUGACUUGGGCGUGCAGCACUUUUGUGGGUGCAGAGCAGAGCUUAUUUAAAGCUUCUUAAAUUGUGUUUUUACAGUAUUACACUGUAGGUAGUCUUUGUCCUAAAUAACAAUGAUAGCAUGAAAAUCUGAUUAAUUGUGAUAAGGUCACAAAAGUUAGUUUUGAGUCCUAAUUCCCAUUCCUUUUGAAAUUUGACUGCUGUAAAUGCUUGUUCUCUAGCCCCUCAUGACACAGUAAUUUUGUUACAGAUAGUUAUGGUGAGUCCUGGAACUCAUCUUGAGAGAAAUCAUGAGUCCCAGUCCAGAACUAAACACCUGUACUUGGUUCAACUUGACAAGAUAAUUCUUGGCUAUUCUGAUAUUGAUUAUACCACAUAAUUACGUGGAUCUGACUGGCCUGACAAGAACUAGGAGUAACCACGACUUUAAAAUCAGGCCUAGAGCAGCAAGGACAAACUAUUUUAAAUUUUCAUUUUUUAAUCGCUAUGUUAAUGAUUGUUACUCUUUACCAAACUCCAUUAUGUCUGCUUCCAGCUUGAACUCUUCUAACAUUUUAUUACUUAAUUAUCUUUGUAAAUAGCCAUAUUUUGUCAUUUCUCACCGAUUUUGGAUCUUCUUUUUUUUUUGUUAUUUAACAUCCAAGUAGUUUAAUUAGUCUUUUUUAUAUAAUGUAUAGUUACAUAUUAGAUAUUCUAGUUAUAUAUAUACAUGUAUAUUUAUUUUUGUUGUUGUGCAUUGGUAAAAAGUAUCAUUACACCUUUAUACCUUAAAGCAGAACCAUUGAGUCCCACUUCAAAAAACAGGGAGUCCCUUGGUCUUUUGUAACCACACAGUUAAUCUGAAGACAGACUCCAAAACUCUGUAUUAGAAAUUACAGAAAUGAAAAUAUACUCCUGCUAUUGUAAAACACAACAAAGACUAAAAGAAAUAAUCACACAAACAGGAUAUUCCACAGAAAACAUCUUCAGAUUAUUUUGCGUCUUUGGGAAUUUUUAUGCAUCAGGGAUGCAGGAUGCAGAGGUAACAAAAUCACUGAUGAUACAUGAUGAAUAUAAUUAAUAUAUUGAUUUUUUUCUAAUCAUUACUGGAAUGGGAAUACAGUAUGCAUGGAUCUUUGUUAAUAUUAGUUACUCCUUUUUCUCAGGCCUGUGAACAUGAUGUUUUGUUAUCCGUUGUCAAAUGGGGUGAAGCUCAGGUUCUUCAGAAUAUGGCUGAUCAAGGUACCAAAUCUUUUAACUACAUUGUAACUUGUUGUUCUUUUCUUACUUUAAUCAUCUCUCAAAUGGGUAACACCACUAGUGGCAAAUCGAGGGGAGGGACCCUAGCUACGACCUUAUUCAUAGGCCAAACCAAGGCCCACAGGGUGGUGACAAAGUUAUCAUUUUCUAGUUUGAGCCCACUUUUUCUUUCUGUAUCUGGAUGAGUGGGCCAUUUCACUUAUGUAAGGGUCAAGAUCUGCCACUAGUCAUGGGUACAAGUAUGUAGUUUUGUUUUAAAACCAAAGACAAAACAACCCUGCAUAUGAUAGACUCUUUUUCUUUUUUUUUCUGAAGAUCCAUUCCAGGAAAGCAAGAAAACCUCCAAGAGGCGAGAAAUUGACAGCAAGCAGCUUAAGAAAGUGCUAUCAGGUGUGAUGGAGCAUGUAAGGAUUGGACAUGUCCUACCACCACAUAGUGAACUGCUAGAAAGUGUGUUCCGCCGAGGUCUUGUUGAUCGAGGGAUGCCUCUUGAUAUUGGCGAAGGAAGUUUCUAUCCUAAUUUACCAUGGAUGAGGAGACGAGAAGAAAAGGAUUUUGUUCGACCAAGACUUUUUUUGCCAUACUUUGAGGAAGCGAAGGUGUGCCACAGUGGCAAUACAUGUAUUAUUAACUCAAUACAGUGGAACCUUGAUCUAGUGAAGGGCCAAGGGACUGGCAAAAUUUGUUCACUAUAACGAGGUUUCGUUAUAUCGAGGUUCUUUUCCAUACAUUUUACUAUUAGAGAAGCGUAGAAAAUCAUUUGUUAUACCAAGGACUUCAUUAUAGAGGUUUGUUCUAUCUAGGUUCUACUCUAUAUCCAGAGGUGACCUAGAUUUCAUCAAGUAACAAACACUGUGUAUUCAACGUUCAAUUGAUAAAUUUGGUUGCUCAUUCACAUUGCAUACCAUUACAAAUUACAGCUGAGGGUACAUUGUAUGUAAAUAGAGGUGGAAUUCAAAUUCCCAAGACGUGGUUCCAAGCUCUCCUUCCUUUUCCUACCCUACUGCCAGAGCGCACCGGAGAGCUUGCUCACGGGCUAGGGUGGGCAAUGUAAGCAGAUUGGUCAAUGGUUGAUUUUAGAUACCUUUGAGCAAUCAUAACUUCACCCCAUGCCAGGUAAUCCAAGACAGUCUUGGAUUCAGAAUUCCAUGUUGUGGAUUCUUGAUUCCAGGUUCUGGAUUCGGGCUUCCUUAUCAGUGAGACUUGGAUCUGAAUUCCAAUUGGAGGCGGGAUUCCAGAUUCCGUGAGCCGAAUUACAGAUUUCAAAGCCCAUGGCCCAGUUGUUCGAAGGCCGAUUAGCGCUUAACCCGGGGUUGAAUUUAACCAGGGUUUCUUUUUUUGUGUUCAAAAGCAUUUUCUUGGAUAAUUUUCUCUGUUAUUUUUAGAGCUUCCUAUCAUCAACUUGUAGACAAAAAGAAUUUAAUACUGAAAUGCUUUUUAAGCUUUCAAAACUGAAUUCAAAUCUCGAACUGACCCUAGGUUAUUUUAACCCAGCAUUGAACAACUCAGCCCAGGAUUCCAGAUUCCUGAAGCAAAAAUUUCUCGGUUUCUGGAUUUCACAGGCAAAAAUUUCCCAGAUUCUGGAAUUCAGGCUGCAGUUGUUCAAAUGUUGGAUAGCGCUAUCCACCGGAUAGAUCGCAAACCAGUGGAUGAGUGUUUGGGAAAUCAGUUGCGUUAUCCACUGAAUAGAGAUUUAUCCAGUGGAUAGCAUUAUCCACCUUUCAGACAACUCGGCCCUGAUGUCUUACAUAGGGCGAACAAUAAGCUCAUGCCCAUUAACCCUUUAAGCUCCAAUAUCCACAAACAAAUUCUCCACGCUGAUCUCCAUACAGUCCUUGAAAAUUUGGUUGAGAGAAUUUGUUAAAAGAUCAAUGCAUUUCCACUUACAAGUAGGUGAUCAUUGUAGAAAUUCUAGUAACCUUUCAACUUGAUUAUGUAUAAAUAUGGCUUGGAGAAAAUUGAUGAUGGUCACUCGGAUCAAUUUAGGCUUCUAGGAAACUGCCCACCUACCCCUUCCCUAAGCUAACAUUAACACUUACUUCUUACUUUGGGCAAAGUGAUGGCUUUAGGAGAGGGGUAGGUCGGCAGUUUCCCAGAAACCUUAUUUGAUCCGGUUGCUCUUGGUACUUCAAGGGUUAAAUUGAGCCUGCGAGCAAGCUCUUUGGGGCGCUCUAGCGGCGGGGUGGGAAAAGGAAGGAAAGCUUGCAACUUGCAACGUCUCUGGAAUUUGAAUUCUGCCUCCAAUUCCCCUGUGACUCCCCGUCAACUGAGCUGUCAGAUUUCCGCCAAUCAGCGCAAAGCGGAAACGAACGCGAAUGUAAAGAAAACAUUGAAAAACACGUGAAAGCACGCGCCAAGGGUAAUGACGUCAUUACUUAUGUCAUCUCCGCCAAUCAGCAUUUUGCAUCGACUUUUUUGAUGUAGAUAUUCAAAUUCCAGAGACGUAGUUGCAAGCUCUCCUUCCUUUUACCGCCCGGCCACCAGAGCGCCCCGGAGAGCUUGCUUGCAAGCUAAAUUGUGUCAAAAUUCAGUUGUAUUAUAGUAUCCUUUCUCGUCUCAUUCAGAUAAUUCUUCAAGACCACAAACACGCUGAAGUAGAGCUGAUGAGACACCGCAUGUCACGUGUCAGCCACAACAUGCCCGACACACUGUACAUGAUUGAGCCACAGAAACGAACCUAUACAGCACCAGCCCGCGUCCUUUCAGCCUCAGCCUCGGGAAGAAGAGAUCGAGAUGAACAGCCUUCAACACCGCAGACUUCCAGGAAUGAAGAGAAUGAAUUAGAGAGAUAUGUGAGAAAUAGGCAUACAAGUGAUAUGUCAUCAGGUAGAGUUUGAUUGGAAGCAUCUUUGCUUGUAACCUCCCACGCAGACUUCCUUUAUUGCACAGUAGGCUACUUAACUGGAGUCAUUAGAGUAAUUCUUAAAGGGUUACGGUCGUUUCGAUACAAAGUCGUUUCGAUACAAGUCGAUUCGAUACAAACUGAAGUCGUUUCGAUCCAUCAACAAAGUCGAUUCGAUACACGUAGAAAGUCGAUUCGAUUCGACUAACUGAAAUACGCUCCAGGCUAGGUAAUUUAUUCUCAAAGUUUCUGACUAAUCUUGUGAAACCAGAGGUCCUAAGAUAGUCGUAUUUCAGUGACUGGAGGCCUUUUUUCACUAACUUUACCCAUAAAUGAGUCGUCAGUGAUUCGUUAGUUUUUCUUUUGAGUUUCAAGAUUGCAUUGUAUUGCAUUGCAUUGUUUUGUAACCUUGUACAAUGAUAAGUUAAGAGUACUUACAAUACCUUCCUUGCGACGGUCCUCUUUGUAUCAUAUUGCACAGUUGUCUACAGCCUUUGUUUUCCAUGUUUCUUUUUCUUUGCUAAGGUGAGAGAGAUUCGACUGGUCCUGAUAAAAUGGCCGAACGUGAAUUUGCUCUCCCGGAUGUUGCAAUGGAGCUACCGUCUUAUGUCCCGGAUGAUGACUGGGACUCAGCAGCCGGACCUUCCAGGUUGCAUCCUUUUGGAGCGGAGGUGAAAUUAGUAAAAAAAAUAGAAACUAGGCCAUCGUACUUCUUCGUCACAUUUCUUCUAACAAACUAUCUGCACUUAAACUAGUUUUUUCGGGACCGAGGUCUCGUAGAUAGUUUUCACAAACACACGCCGGGAGAAAGAGAAGACCCGCGUGACUAGACCGUAUCAGGGACGGGUUGAGAGACCCUGGUAACGAGGUUGGAGAGUCGUUGGAUAGUGCACGCGUUUGUUGAUGAAUUGUAGUACAAAUAACCCGUUUCCCGCCUUACUUUUUAUUGUUUCUAUCUCAUUAAAAUAAAAUCCAACUAAGAUAUGAGAUGAUAGAGAGAUUUAGGGUCACCUUCACGGUAAACGGCAGAUCCAAGUUGAACAUUUCUUAAAGCAUGAAAUGAGCGGAACAAAACUGCACAAAAUAGUUCUUAUGUAUGAAACAGGCUUCAAAAUACUAAUUUUUUUGUAGACAUAGCCUGCGAGCAAGCUGUCCAUUUUAGGGAAGUCGCGAGAGGUCACGCGAGGGCCAUGGCUUCGCUGCUCGUUUGCGCGUUCUCUCGCAGUUUGCUUCGUUAGCUGUACACCUAGUUGGAGAGCUUUCUAGCAGGCUAGUGAAGGGAAAACUUAGUCAUGUGGUGCAGAAUGACGUUUGGCGUUUUCCGUAAACUUGAUUCUAUUCAGUCAUUCUAUUCGCCCCAGAUUGCCUCGUCUUAUUGCAGUGUACUCGCUCCAGUUGCUCAAAAGGUGGAUAGCGCUAUCCGUCGUAUCCCGUAUUUAUUUGAAUAAGCACCCAACCUCGAAUUAGCGCCCACCUCGAAUAAGCACCCAUCCUAAAGGCAGAAAAAGUUAAUAAGCGCCCAGCCUCGAAUAAGCGCCCAACCCCUCCUCCUCCCAAUCAAACUCAAGUAAGCGCUCACCCCCACCCCACCCACUUGAGUGAGUAAAUGCUAAUAAGAGACUUCCCCGAGGACGGAGUUUUCUUCAGAGUAUUUUGCAAAAAUCUUGCUUUGUUACUUCUUCGCGUUUUGUUAUUAGCAUUUAUUGUUUUGUUGCAAAAUAUACAUACCUCGCUUGCUCAAAAUGGUGAAAAUUUAAUAGGCGCCCGGCCUCGAAUAAGCGCCCACCUCGAAUAAGUGCCCAUUCUCAAGGUCCAAAAAUUUAAUAAGCGCCCAGGGGGGUUAAUCGAAUCAAUACGGUAAAUCACUAUUCGUAAUUGGUUUUCUUAAUAAUUAUCCACCGGAUAGCGCUUUAUCCGGUGGAUAGCGCUAUCCAACUUUAGAACAAGUAGGGCAAGGAGAAAAACAAUCCUUGAAAAUCGCUGUUGUUCAAACUGCUUGAAGAUGACCCAACAUUUUCAAGAACAAAGCCAAAGUUAAAGCGAUUGUGUUUGAACAUUUAAGCCAUUUGAAAAUCGUUUUAACUUGCUUUCAAAGUCGUUUAGUUAAAUACCGUGUUUUACCUCUCACGUCGCGUCUGUUCUCGCUGGAGGUGAUAUAUAUAUGCCUCGCAAGAAGGAUGAAACUCUGAGUAGCGAUAAAUGUUCAAGAGUUAAUCCAGUUCCAUCAGUCUACUUGUACGAUAUAUGCUACUUCCCUUGCUCUGCUUACACGUGUAGGUUAAGAGACCCUUUAUAGGCUAAUUGAUGAUAAAAUUCUUUUAAUCCCGUUCUCAGAUAACCGAGUCUGUUCCACAUCCAGUACCCGACGUAGCACUGCCUUCGUCACCCACCUCUAGUGUUUCAUCCUCAGGGAUCCCCCCUGAGUAUUUUCAAAUGAACCAAUCACUGGAAGUCUUAGAUGAUGACAGUUCCAGUGGAAGCGGCUGACAGCGCAGUUGGUUAAUCCACUCUUUCAUUGGAUUUAACUUCAAUGACACGAGAGGGCAGAAUAUUUCCGACUGUUAUUAUCCAAUCAUGAAGCAAUACGUGUUCCCGAAGAGCCUACUAUUGGAUACGCGAUUUAAGUGCCGGGAAGUUAUUAUCCAAUCACGAAAAAUGUCGCGUGUGCUCAAACAGGUUAAGAGCAUCAUUUUUCACUAACGGAAGAACCAACAAGUACCAGAAGUGUUAACCAUCAGGAGAAUAAUAUGAAAUCACUGUAUCGUAUAAUUAUAAAAACUGAACAAGUUUAUAAAGACCUUUAUCGGGUACUCUUGGUUACCGGCCGGGGCCCACAGACCGGAAGCGAGCAACUUCAAUGCUUUCUUGUCAAGGAGUUUUCACCGACCAGUUUAAUUUCAGAUUUUGCGCGAAUUUCAGCCCCAAACAUUUUGGCUCCUUCUAAGUCUACAGACGUAGAUAUUGUAUUUUUACCUUUUAAUGACGUUUAGUUUUCCUUUUUGGUAUCUCGUACUUCGAGUGAGCUAACAGAAGAAGCGGUUGUGGGAAAAAGUCCUGUAAAAUGUUUGUUAAAAUAAACUAGUCAUAGUAAUAAGACGUAGGCCUAAUACGGGAGUUUCUUACUACUGGUUAUGCGCUCCUUGUACCGGAAGCGUAGCUGGCGGGAUACGCGCGCGGGGUUACUUUCUCGGCGGCGGAACCACCACGCGCGAAGCCGCGCGGGUCCCACCCUAAUCCCGCCAGCUACGCAGGCCACCUUGGACGUUAUUAGCUAAGAAGGAAACAGUCCGAAAACCAGAAGAUCUGAUAUCUCCGACAAUAGUAUAGUAGGUCGCCCCACCUUUCGAUAGAACAAAACAACAGGACUCGCUGAACAUAAUACUUUCGAGUUGUCAUUUAGACAAAAUGGUGCUAACGUUACUUAGCAACUGCGCUUCUUACGUUUUGAACACCGCGGGAUCAAUUUAUACUCGGGCCGAACCAAAUCAUUUGCA